Glycine soja is the source of this 1022-nucleotide messenger RNA. Its product is annotated as protein THYLAKOID ASSEMBLY 8, chloroplastic-like. The record is from RefSeq and is a predicted model, not a curated record. Lineage: Eukaryota; Viridiplantae; Streptophyta; Magnoliopsida; Fabales; Fabaceae. Gene Ontology annotation, biological process: chloroplast organization; Group II intron splicing. Gene Ontology annotation, molecular function: protein binding; RNA binding. Bases 126 to 851 code for a protein of 241 amino acids. The transcript has a single exon.
AUUACAGAUAGCAAGGCUUUGGAUACCCCCAGUCUACAUUAUGAAAAGGGCAAAAGCGUCAUUGAGCAACCAAAUCUAGAUAAACUUGGAGCUUGUUUCAUUUCAUCUUUUGUUAUGCAUUAUCGAUGGCCUUCUCUCUGUUCCAAAACCCCACCUUCCUUAAACUUAAACCCCCAACCAUCGCGACGCCGCGCUGGGGCUACGUUCGGGUGCGGUGCGGUGGACCGCGUUCCCAGCGUAGCCCAUUGAUGAAAGGCCGAAUCCUGAGCAUCGAAGCAAUCCAAGCCAUCCAAACCUUAAAACGCCUCCACCGAACCAACCCUCCGAACCUCUCCUCCCUCGUCUCCAACACCCUCACGCGCCUCAUCAAAUCCGACCUCCUUGCUACUCUGCGGGAGCUCCUACGCCAGCAGCACUGCACCAUCGCCCUCCGCGCCUUCUCCACCCUCCGAUCCGAAUACGGCGCCGACCUCUCCCUCUACGCCGAGAUUAUCUCGGCCCUCGCCGCCGCCGCCGCCGCCGCCGCCGAAAUGACCGACCACGUGGACCGUCUCAUCCUCGACCUCGAAGCUGAAAAUGAAGAAAUCAAGUGCGACGAUCACAAGGGGCUUGCCAGUUUGAUCAAGGCCGUCGUUGCUGCUAGGAGCAGAGAAUCAACGGUCAGGAUUUACGGGCUGAUGAAGAAGAGUGGAUAUGGUUCCGUUACCGAGCCCGAUGAGUAUGUGGUUAAGGUUUUGGUUAAUGGGCUCAAGAGUUUCGGGGAAGAGGCUCUUGCCAGAGAACUUCAGGAUGAAUACAAAAUUGCGCUUGCUAUGUUCUCUAAGCCCCAAUUAAACACAUUGCGCUUUUAGUCAAGUUUGUAAAUACUUUUUUUUAUUAUUUUUAAUAUAGUCAUUAGGUAACUGCAGAAGAAGAAAGUGCUGGCUGGCAUUUUGUCAAUCCCAUUUUUUUUCAAAUGUUAUGAUUACAGUGUUACAGUAAACUUAUUUUUAAUUGAAUGGUUUCUGAUUAAUUUACACCCA